GAAUUUUCGCCGCGAGUUUUGGACGGCGGAACCCUAACCCUAGAUUUCUUUUCUUCCCCUUCUCUGCUUUUCCCCCCACCUUGGCACGGUCCACCUUCGAUCGCCGUCCCGCGCCUUUCGAUCUCUCUAGGAUCGCCGGGUCUCGCAGCUGUUUUGCGGUGAUCCCAGUGCCCUCGACCGAGCUGCAAGGGCAGCGUGAUGUCGCGGUGCUACCCGUUCCCGCAGCCGUUCAUCGGAAAGCCGUUGAUCGCGUCCAUUAAGCUUUUCUUGUUGUAUUUUGGCAUGAUGAGCCUACCUUAGUGAGGAAAAUAGGUUGGAAGAUCACUGCUCACAUGAAAAUGGGUUUGAAAUCGUUGUUUGUAGUCUCUUAUCGGAUGAUAUUAUUGUUUGUCGUUGGUGGAUUUCUUAUGGAACCGCAGGGUGGAUUUCUUUGUUCUUGUUGUAUUUCGGCAUGAUUAGCCUACCUUUCUGAAGAGUAUAGGUUGGAAGAACUCUGCUUACAUAAGGAUUUUUGUUACUCAGUGUAAAUGGGCAUCUUUACUUAUUGUGAGCUAUCAUGCUAUUGAGAAGCCUGUAGGAUGUAUUAUCGGUCCCUCGAUAUCUAUGUAAUACAUCUCUGCGAUGUGUUUCGCCUUGCUUUGCUUGCCCGCUCUCUAUAUUCAUGAUAUUGAAGACUAUUGUUCUGGUGAAGCUCCAAGAAGGACAGACGACAAAGGAUAAGAAAGAGAAAAAGAGGAAGAGAAAGGAGAAGAUAGAUAAGGCCAAUGUAGAGCCUGUAAACUUUCAGUACCUUGGAAAGAGCCAAGAAAACAGCAAGUAUGAAGAGAAGAGCCUCUUCAAUCAGAAGGUCCGGGACAGCCAGAAGACAAGCAAGGAUGCAUUUGAACACAUGGAAAGAAGUGUCCUCACUGAAGAACAUGAGGUUCCAUGUUCCAUUCAGGACAAAUACAACUCCCCUGAGAGCUCUCAGGAUAGCAACAAGAGGAGAAAAGUUGCAUCAUCCGUAUCCAGCCACAAUAAGCAUGGAACUAUACUUCGGAUCAAGUUGUCGUCCUCGAGGCAAAGAGAUGCAGAGCUGCUUUUGUCAUCAUCAAGGCAAAGAAAUCCACAUCUGCCGUCCACACUACAAAUAGCAGGAGUAACAACAGUAGUAGCACUUAACAAAUCGGAGCAGAUAGUUCAUAAGCAUCCUGCAGCUGAUGAGCAGAUAGUUCAUAAGCAUCCUGCAGCUGAUGAGCAGCCCUGCUCCUCAGGCAGGGAUAUCGAAACUGGUCUUAACCAAGAAGCAGCUGUAACUUUGCAUAGAACUUCCGGUUCAAAAAGGAUUGGGGGAAGAACUUGGCAGAAGGAACAGUUUAGAGAUCUAAUAGUGAACUGGAAUCCACCGUCAUUGCAGCUGGAGUCUUGGGAUGCUGGUGGUGAGGACUGGUUGUGUGGGGCUCCAAAGCGACACUCUAGUCUUUAUGCAGAUGAGGGCAAAGCUACACCAGAAGUCUCCUCGGUUAGUGUAAGCUAUAUGAGUUCUUCCCAGCAGCCCCGUGCCUGUUAUCUUCCUGAGUUUGACAUGUAUCAGCUGCCAUACGAAAUCCCGUUCUGAGAUCCAGGGACAGAGAAUCUCAGAAGGUGGCAGCGUGCCAAACCUGGCAAAUGCGAGUCUGAAUCAUGUGAAAGCUCAGACUGGGACCUGUAGGGCAUGUCAAGCCUGGCAGAUGCGAGUCUGUAUCAUGGCAAUCUGAGACCGAAGGACCCUGACAUGUAGAAAAUCUCAGGAGGUACAGCAUGUCAAGCUGAGAUAAAGUGACCCGUGGAGAAUCUCAGAAGGUAGCUGCAUGUGAAGCCUUGCAAAUGCGAAUCUGUGUCAUGGCAAGAUCAGUUCGAGGGGCCUGUGGUGAAUCUCAGAAGAUAGCAACGAACGGCAUGUCAAGCCAGGCAAAUGUGUGUCCUGUAUCAUGUCAAGAUGAGAUGGAUGGACGUGCAGAUAAUGUCAAAAGGUAGCAGGACGUCAUCCCUGGCAAAAGCAAGUCUGUAUCAUGUCCAAAGCUGAGAUCGAGGGACAGCAAAAAUUUCAAAAGUUAGCAAGCAACAUGGGGAAUCUGUACCAUGACAAGCCGGAGUUUUAUUUUUUUUGACUCCAUUGAGAAUUAGAAAUUGUUUUGAUUUGUCGUCAACAUAAUUAAAAAGUAAUUUGUAAAGUAAAGUUGCCAUGUAUACGAAACUGUUCAUCAA
Molecule: messenger RNA, 2226 nt
Organism: Musa acuminata subsp. malaccensis (wild Malaysian banana)
Lineage: Eukaryota; Viridiplantae; Streptophyta; Magnoliopsida; Zingiberales; Musaceae
Source: RefSeq, a predicted model, not a curated record